AUGUUUUCACGAGGACUCAGAGUCGCCUCGAGGCGAGCACUCGCCACGCCCAUCCGACCGGCCAUCGCCAGCGUCAUCGACCACUACUCCCGGCCACGGAACGUCGGUUCUUUGAGCAAGAACGAUGUCGACGUCGGCACCGGCCUCGUCGGAGCACCAGCUUGCGGCGAUGUCAUGAAGAUCCAGAUCCGCGUCGACCCAAAUUCAAACACAAUUUCCGACGUCAAGUUCAAGACCUUCGGCUGCGGAAGUGCCAUCGCAUCGUCUUCUUAUCUCACCGAGCUCGUCCGCGGCAUGUCGCUCGACAAGGCAUCGCAGAUCAAGAACACAGACAUUGCUAAGGAGCUCUGUCUGCCGCCUGUCAAGCUGCACUGCAGCAUGCUUGCCGAGGACGGCAUCAAGGCCGCCAUCUCCGACUACUACACCAAGAACCCCAACGUCAAGCAGACCAACCUCGGCGGCACUGGCCUGAAGAUUCCUGAGGUCGACGGCGCAUCUGCUCCGGCAGCCGCCACCGCUUAA
Messenger RNA from Diaporthe citri, 522 nucleotides. RefSeq lists its product as uncharacterized. Bases 1 to 522 code for a protein of 173 amino acids. Gene Ontology annotation, biological process: intracellular iron ion homeostasis; iron-sulfur cluster assembly. Gene Ontology annotation, cellular component: cytoplasm; mitochondrial matrix. Gene Ontology annotation, molecular function: 2 iron, 2 sulfur cluster binding; ferrous iron binding. Lineage: Eukaryota; Fungi; Ascomycota; Sordariomycetes; Diaporthales; Diaporthaceae. The transcript is spliced from 3 exons. The record is from RefSeq and is a predicted model, not a curated record.